This is a messenger RNA of Symbiodinium sp. CCMP2456, 485 nucleotides long. The record is from the annotation of a GenBank genome assembly. Lineage: Eukaryota; Dinophyceae; Suessiales; Symbiodiniaceae.
GCGCUGUUUCACUGCUUAAGAACGUGCUGUCCGGCAGCAACUGCGAGCUCAACGCCCAGUUCCAGUUCAUCUCCUUCAACACGACCGACGGCCUGGCCAACCUGGCCAUCGAGCCCAACAUCGGAGGUUCGAACGACGGCGAGGUGAUCUUCGGCUACGGCUUCGUGAACCUGAGCGACCGGGCCCUCAAGGAGAACGUCCGGGCCAUCCCGGAAGAGGAGCUGCAAGAGACCUUCGAUGCCGUGGAACCGCAGCUCUUCGACCGCAUCGACGGCGGCAAGGAGCAGAUCGGCUUCGUGGCCCAGGACGUGCAGGCCAGUGGGAAGCUGGGCGCGACGAUGUGCAAGACGAAGAACCUGGACGGCCGGGAGCUCAUGGCCCUCGACUACCAGAAGCUCUCCGUGGUCGAAGGGGGCGUGGUGAAGAAGCUGCAGAAGCGGGUGGAGAAGCUGGAGAAGAAGAAGCGCAAGGACAACUCGGAUUAG